AUGGGCUGUGUUCAGGCUAAGCCAUUGGAAGCUUCAGAUUACAAUGGCCUAGAGAGGUUGAAAUUGGAUAAUGGGUAUGUUAAAAGUGAUGACUUUGUUGCUCAUAGAAGAUCCACUGGUCGAAGACAUGAACCUGUGGAGUCUCACAGAGAACCCACAAAGCAUAAAGUUGAGUCUCGUGUUGGCAAUGGCGAAAGGCAAGGACUUGAAUUGGUUGGGGGUCAUAAGGAGGUGUUGGUUAGUAAGACGAGAGAUGCUGAUGUACAUGAGAGUAAGAAGUUGCCAAAAAAGUGUUUUGAGGAUGAUAUGGUUGAUGGGUGGCCCAGAUGGUUAGUUGAUAAUGUUCCUAGACAAGUUUUGGCUGACUUGGUUCCCAAGAGUGCUGAAUCAUACAAAAUGAUAGAUAAGGUAGGGCAAGGAACCUACAGCAAUGUUUACAAAGCUCUAGAUCGAGACACGGGAGAAAUUGUGGCCCUCAAGAAGGUCCGCUUCAAUACAUCAGAGCCUGAGAGUAUUAAAUUUAUGGCAAGGGAAAUUAUGAUACUACAGAAUUUGGAUCAUCCCAAUGUAAUUAAACUGAAAGGAUUAGCCACUUCAAGAAUGCAGUACAGUAUAUAUCUAGUUUUUGACUUCAUGCAAACAGAUUUGGCAAGAAUUAUUGCUCCUAAAGAAGAGAGACUUACUGAACCCCAGGUCAAGUGCUAUAUGCAUCAAUUGCUUUCAGGUCUGCAGCAUUGCCAUGAUAGGGGAAUUUUGCAUCGAGAUAUAAAAGGGUCAAACCUUUUGAUUGAUAAAAAUGGGAUGCUUAAGAUUGGAGAUUUUGGGCUUGCCAAUUAUUAUAGUCCAAAUCAUAACCAGCCUCUCACAAGCCGGGUUGUGACACUAUGGUACAGAGCUCCUGAGUUGCUAUUAGGUGCCACAGAUUAUGGAGUUGGCAUUGAUUUAUGGAGUGCUGGAUGUCUCCUGGCAGAAAUGUUUACAGGAAUUCCAAUAAUGCCUGGCAGAACAGAGGUUGAGCAACUUCAUAGAAUUUUCAGGCUAUGUGGCACACCAUCAGAGGAGUAUUGGAGAAAAUUCAGACUUUCUACAACUUCUAGACCUCCAAAGUCUUAUAGACCCAGCCUUGUUGAAACUUUCAGGGAUCUCCCUCCAUCUUCUUUGGGUCUUUUAUGUACUCUACUUGCUUUGGAUCCUGCAUUCCGUGGCAGUGCAUCUAAAGCUCUUAAAAAUCAAUUUUUCUUUACAAGCCCGUUGGCAUGUGAGCUUUCUGGUCUGCCUGUAAUCUACAGCGAAGAUGAUAAGCUUCUUCAAGCCAACGAACAGAUCAAGUACAUGAACUCUAAAAUCAGGCGUUCUCGUACAUAUCUGGAGCGCCGUAAGAAUUUAGCAUCUAAGAGGCCAAUAGAACAUACUGUAUCUUCUAAAGAGGAAUUGAGAAGGAAUGCUGAGCCUGAAACUUAUGUUCUAAAUGAAGAACUGGAAAGCACAACAACAAGCAGUACCUCAUCUAGUGUAAACCAAGCUGGGGCUAAAGACCACUCACCUUUCUUUUCCUCUCCACUUUUGUCUUCAGAUCAAAAGUUGUCUCCCAAAUUCCAUCACCAUGCUAAUGUUGGUGAAAAAAACAUCAAGAACCUUCCUCAAUUACCCAAGUCAAAACCAAAUGCAACCAAGAAAUAUGACAGCAGAUACAGACCAGACCAGGUUUUCAGGUCUGCUUCCACCAGAGAAUUUAGGAACUCAAAACGGGAGGAACAUUUACUCUUUGAAAUUGAUGAUUAG
Gastrolobium bilobum is the source of this 1782-nucleotide messenger RNA. Its product is annotated as probable serine/threonine-protein kinase At1g54610. Gene Ontology annotation, biological process: positive regulation of transcription elongation by RNA polymerase II; protein phosphorylation. Lineage: Eukaryota; Viridiplantae; Streptophyta; Magnoliopsida; Fabales; Fabaceae. Gene Ontology annotation, molecular function: ATP binding; RNA polymerase II CTD heptapeptide repeat kinase activity; cyclin-dependent protein serine/threonine kinase activity. Gene Ontology annotation, cellular component: nucleus; cyclin-dependent protein kinase holoenzyme complex. The transcript has 7 exons. Bases 1 to 1782 code for a protein of 593 amino acids. The record is from RefSeq and is a predicted model, not a curated record.